Microplitis demolitor is the source of this 1423-nucleotide messenger RNA. RefSeq lists its product as uncharacterized. The record is from RefSeq and is a predicted model, not a curated record. NCBI's taxonomy places the organism in Eukaryota, Metazoa, Arthropoda, Insecta, Hymenoptera, Braconidae. The coding region runs from base 281 to 1420 and encodes 379 amino acids. The transcript has 7 exons.
GGCGAAAAUUGUCGGAUGAAAAAUUUUAACGGAUGUUCAUUUGAAUGUUUAUUUAUUCAUAUAAUAUAUUUAUGUGAUCAAAGUAUUAUAAUUACUUAGGAAAUGUUACUUUUGAUUUUUAAUUUCUGUAAUUAUAAAUAAAUUUUCGCGCGUAUAUUUUAAAGAUAGAAAAAUAGUUUUUAAAUUAUAACCUAGUAAUGAUAAUUUUGGAGGGAGAUUAAAACAAACGUUUUGAAGUCACUUUUUUUUCUCUAAUGUAAUUUAUAGAUUGUUUAUUGCCAUGAAAAAAUUAUUUAUUUUGCUUGUGUGUGUUUUUAAAUAUACUUUGACACUCAAAGGUGAUUUUGAGUUAAAACAAUUGGGAGAAAAAGAAUAUUUACUAUUAAAAGCUAAAUCAAACUUACCCGUACAUGGACCCUGUUGGCAUGAAUCAUUAAAACAAUUAAAAAGUAAUUGCGAUAAAUUAAAUGAUCAUGAACAUUCAAUAUUAGCAUUGAGAUUAGCUAAUUGUUUUUUAGAAGACUCAGGACACGUUACUUAUGAUUGUUAUCUCAGUGAAACGGAGUCUGAUCGAAGGAAAUGCAUCAAUAAUAUGUCUGAUCGUGCUUUUGGAGUUUAUAAUGAGUUCUAUACCCACACUAUUCACAUAUGUUUCUAUUUGAACCAUGAACUUUGGCAAAUUGAAACUGAGAAGACUUUUCAGAAUUUGUAUGCCGCCUCGUCGAAAAUGACUGAACAGCUGGUAGAGGCUUCAAAAAUGCAAGGAUCAAUGCUAGAAAGUCAGAAGGAAGGUUUAAAACUUCAAAAUGAGUUAUUAGUAAAUGGAAAAGAACUUGGGACUGUCAUUCAAACAUCUGCAGAUUCAGUCAACACGAUGGUAUUGGACUUCAAGGAAAGUUCAAGGAAUCAACAAGCGCUGUUGAAUGAAAUAUUUUCCUACAUGCGUGCAUUCCAAGACUGGAUUGUCGGUGAAGUCUCUUGGUUCCAAUCGAUCGUUUAUUAUACAAUAGCUUGCAUUAUUUGCGCGUUAUUCAGCUCUUCCAAGAGGACAGUUGAUGCUAGAAUAACUCUUUUUGUAUUACUCAGCUUAAAUGUCACCGUAGAAAGAAUGUUAGUUCAAUAUAAUAUCAAUGUUAUGAGUCCCGAAGACAAGAUCCAGUUGGCUUAUUACACAUGGGGAUUGAGAAAAAUAGUAUUAUUAUUAUGUGUGAGUAUUUUACUCUACUCGUAUUACUCAUAUAGAGAUGAAUAUAUGGAGAACCACAAAGUAUUGAGAAGGAUUGAAAAAAAAUUGCAUUCUCUGCAAGAACCUCCUCAACCUUUUAGAUACAGAACAAGACUGGCAGUAAAAAGACUGAAUGAAUCAAAAGUUAUUGAAACUAAACCUCUAGCAAAAUGUCUAGAUGAAAUAACAACAUGACAC